This is a messenger RNA of Brienomyrus brachyistius, 6492 nucleotides long. RefSeq names its product thyroid hormone receptor associated protein 3a (gene thrap3a). Gene Ontology annotation, molecular function: transcription coregulator activity; DNA binding. Gene Ontology annotation, cellular component: mediator complex. The record is from RefSeq and is a predicted model, not a curated record. Lineage: Eukaryota; Metazoa; Chordata; Actinopteri; Osteoglossiformes; Mormyridae. Gene Ontology annotation, biological process: positive regulation of transcription by RNA polymerase II. Bases 2153 to 5023 code for a protein of 956 amino acids. The transcript has 10 exons.
GUCACCUUUCAUUAUUCCUUAUAAAGAAAUUCAAUAUUUCUAAUGAAUAGGAAGGAGAACUUCAGAUAUGUGAAGUAAACUUUCAGUGUGUUGAUAGCAAGAGAUUUGAGUUCGGUUUUUAAUCACUGUGCAGGUUUCCUGUUUACUUGUCAGGCUGUUUUAAGGUUGUUUUUGUCUUUCCUGUUUUUGAGAAGAAAAUUGCCCAUUCUGGUUGCUUACCUCUUUACUGGUCCCAUCAUACCAUUGAAAAGUGACCAGUUAAAUUGUUUUCUUUCACAUGAGGAUUUGGAUGCAUGAUAGUUUAAAAUUUUUCUGGUAUUUUUUCUUAAUUUCUUUUAUCACCAUUUUUUUCCGUUUUCUGAAGCAGCUUGACAUUUUUUAUUCAUUUUGAACUGAAGAGCAUGACCCGGAAGCCCACAUUUGAAUAGAACAUAAACGAAUGGUUACCACCCUGGCUUCCCAAACUGAUGGAUCCCAGAGCAGUCAGAGCUGGCACCUGGACAGAAUUGAGGCACACGGACGUGCAAAUUAUUUUUUGUGUGUCUAACGCUUGCAGAUGUAUCUGACAAAACUUGAAGUAGCAUAUUUGCAGCUUUCGUAACUGCUGCCACAUUACUGUUCAGUUACUGAUAGACGUUUCAUUGAAGUGUUUUUGAGAGAGAGAAGUAAACAUGCGCAGUUCUCUCUGAGGUUGGCUGUUCACCUACUGGACGUUUACAAAAGGAGCGUCCUGCUGCUUGCACGAAACUCUAUAUGAUGUAUUCCUAACUAAUGUUGUGCUCAGUAGCUCGCUAUUGAUGCACCAUUGUCGGAGAGGCCAUCCUGUAUAGUCAUGGAGGUUACGGAUGCACACUAUAUUUGGCCAGCCUAUUUUUGCCGUGCCACUUGUCUGCAGAAAGUUAUGAACACUCCACGUUCUGUGUUACACCAGCUUCAGGACUGAGGGGCUGAAACAAGAUAAGGGCUGCUAAGUGAAUCCUGACAGGCAUUGUUCGGACAGCUCUGCCAGGGUUCUCAUGACUGCAUACUUAUUCAAGCAGUACUUCCCAUUUAAACAACAUUGCCAUGUUUCAGAUGGGUUUCCUGGGCUCCUUUAUUAAUACCCGCUGUAUACCGAGUAGCUAAGGGGAAGAGGCACAAAAUAUCUGAGUCAUUGAGCUUAGUCAGCCAGUGUUUUUCCCCCGCUCGUGGCUUAAAGUUCUGCAUGGUUUUGGUUUUGGGGGUUUUUGGACUGGUGCCACAUCGGAGUCUUCUGAGUCCAGCUGGCCAGUUUAUCCACAUAGACCAGUUUAUCCUCCAGAGAUCUUCUGAGUCUGGAGAUCUGGAGCUGCUUAAGUGAAGGAAAUUGCUUUCGUUUCUACUUGCUACUGUUCGAUACCAAGUGUGCUGGACUUUUCUGUGCAGUCAAGUUCAGGUGUGGAUGUAAAAAAAUAAAUUGAAAAUGUACACAUUUUACCAGUGGUAAUUUGGAAGUGUGUCUAAAUUCUCAUUUUUGAGGUUAAAUUCUGUGCGAUUCCUUCUCUUUGUCUAACAGCAUGCUUGUAUUGUGGUAUUACAUUGAUCUCGCUAAAUAUCCCAAAUGCUCGAUUUUAGCCAGGUAUCAUGGCCACGGCAUUCAUUGAAAAAUGGUCUGGGUUAUUGUGACAGCACGCAGGGCUGAAUUCGUUCUGAUCUGAUCUGGGCUGGGCCUGGUCUUCAUUCUCCUAUCAUAGUCCCUCUACGAAAAGGAGGCUGAUGGCAAAUUUCAUUUGUCCUUGUUGCUCACAUUCACUUCCCGGUGCUGCGGUCGUUGUGUGUCCUUAGCCCAUCGCUUCGUACCUCGACAAACCUGUUGCUCGUCAGUCGGCGUCACGCUGGGGAUAAGAGAAGGUAGAGCCGUGAGAUUGAGGAAGGUGACAGACGUGCAGCCCUUUACUGACUGAUCACCCCCGCCUGCCAUGCAGCGACAGCAGCACUCUGCAAGCUUGCUGCUGUGGCAGCUGGUGGGCUAGGCCCCUCCUUGCUGUGAAGGAUUAAAGUAGAAAUGUUUCCCAUAUGGCCCGAGCGCCCGCCUCUUUCCACCAGCGCACACAUAAGAGAUAGUGCGUCCCUCACACCGCUGAGAGUGUGCAGAACUGCUCCGUAGUGAGCUCUCCAUUCACGGUCGAUUCCAAUGAAAAAACACGCUGGCUCUAGGUCUCGUUCCCGCUCCAGAUCCCAUUCCCCAACCCAGCACCGGGACCGGAAUUACCCAAGGGAAUACCAGAACAACCGUGAGUUCCGGGGCUAUCACCGAGGCUUUCGCAGGCCCUAUUACUACCGUGGCCGUGGGCGGGGCUACUUCCCACGGGGCCGCUACCAGCGGGGAGGGGGUGGUGGAUACAACAACAAUUAUCGACCCAACAACUGGCAGAACUACCGUCAGCACCAGCAACAGCAGCAGCCCGCGCACCACCAGCACAGCCCCAGGAGGGGGCGCUCUCGCUCCCGCACACCCAAGAAGCGCUCGGGUAGCCCACGGUCACGCAGCUGCUCCCGCUACUCUGACCGCUCGUCCUCCGGACGCUCCCGCCGCUCCUCAUCGUCGUCCUCUCGCUCCUCGUCUCCACGCCGUCGCUCUGGGUCUGGGUCUGCCAAGAGAAGCUCUAAGGAUGUGAAGGACCGGUCUGCGUCGAAGGAGGCCCAGCGGGCUGUGGGGGGAGAUGAGGAGCUAGCGGGAGGAGGUGGAGGCGGCGGGGAAGCGGGCGACGAUGGGGCCGAUGCGGAAAAGGCCGCCAGUAAUUGGCAAGGCCUGACUGACUACAACAGCAGCCCUAAACGAGCCAGCCCCGCGGUGCGCUCGGCAGUCAUCAUCAGCCAGGGGGCUACAGGUCCUGGACACCCCGGCACAUCCGGUAACAGCGGCGCCCCCUGGCAGAGUACUGGCCCCACACCAAGCAAAAGCCCUGCAGAGAAGAGCCCUACUGCUACGUUUUCUGGCUUUGGGCUCUUCUCCAAAGAGGACCACAGAGCAGGGGAGAAAGCCGCCAUCUCAACAGCGUUUAAGAAGUUCUUGGAAGAACACAAGAGCAAAAAGCAGGCGUCUGACUGGGAGAACGGCAGGGAGAAGGACAUCAGCUCUGCUGAUGGCGACAGGGAGAAAAGCGGCAGCAAGUCUGUCUUUGACCGGGGCCCGGUGUACAGUGCCUCAAAGAGCCUUGAACACAGCAGCAAGGCUGAGAAGGACAAGUACAAAUAUGGUGAUAGCUUUGAGGGCGAGCCUUCGGGUGGCUUUAUGAAAGGGCCUCCUUUCCUUGGUGGCAAUGGGGGAGAGGAGGAGGAGGAAGUGGCGCUAGAGCCACGUGCCAAGCUCCGGAAGGAGCGGGAGGCCGAGGAAGAGCCCAAGCCCAAGGGCAAGGCUGCCCUCUCAGCCCGCGAGGUCUUCGAGGAGCGCUUUGGCAAGUGGGAGGAUGUGUCCUACUUCCCCACAGCCAAGGAACGUAUGCGCAAGGAGGUGGAGACGGCUGGCACUGAUGACCUUGACGACAUGGAAGAGGAGCUAUACCGGAGCCGCAAACAGGAGAGGGCCUCGGCGCUGGCCAAGAAGGAGGCAUACAAGGGCUUCUCCCCAGAAAAGCCGACAAAGAGCAGGAAGAAGGAGCGGGUGGAGUCCAGCCCGUCCCCACCACCUCAGAGGAGGAGCACAGAUAGCAGAGACCAUGAGAUGUUCAUGGUACGCACGGAUGACUCCCCUCCCAAAGCCUCUGUGAAGAGAGGGGCUGAGUUUAAUGUCAGAAUGGAGCCUCUCUGGGAUGACCUUGCAAGCUCCUCCGGGACCUUGGCCAAUGAGCGCCGGAUCUCACGGGACCUGGUUCAUCCCACUAAGAAAGAUAAGGAAUUCCGCUCCAUCUUUCAGCACAUUCAGGCCGCCCAACUGCGCAGGAGCCCUUCGGAGCUGUUUGCCCAGCACAUUGUCACCAUUGUUCACCAUAUCAAAGCACAGCACUUCCCAUCCUCAGGGAUGACUUUAAAUGAGCGAUUUGCCAUGUACCAAAGAAGGGCUGCUGAAAAGGAAACAGUGAAGCCAAGAAAAAGUCCAGAAAUACACAGGAGAAUUGAUGUUUCUCCCAGUGCUUUUAAGAAGCACUCUCACCUGUUUGAGGAGAUGAAAAGCUCCGGAGAAAGCAGCUACAAGGAGGACAGCAAAAAAUUUAAAGGUGAUUCUAUGGAUCUGCGUCUGGACAUUGAGCGCCGUAAAAAAUACUCGAGCAAGGAGCGGGAUCACAAACGGGAUGGAGGGAGAGACUCGGAAUCCCACGGGUCCAGCAGGGAGAGGUCCUCUGAGAAGUUCACCAAGUAUCACAAGAAAUCCAAGAAAAGCAAGAAGAAGCGUGAGCGCUCUCGGUCCUCCUCCUCCUCUUCAUCCUCAUCCCCCUCACAUGCCCACCGUACCGGGGAGUACCCUCAUGAGGAGUCAGAGCCCCGCGAGGAGGGAUUCAACAAAGCCCGCUUAGGGCCGCGAGAGUAUGGGGGCCCCAUGGAGCGAGGCCCCAUGGAACGGGGGCCCAUGGAACGGGGCCCCAUGGAGCGAGGCCCCAUGGAGCGGGGGCCCAUGGAGCGAGGCCCCAUGGAGCGGGGGCCCAUGGAGCGAGGCCGUGCCCGCGGCGGCUUUCAGUUCAGGAUAAGAGGACGGGGCUGGAACAGGGGCAAUUACCCGGGGAACCAGAGCAACGGCAACCCGGCAAGCAUGGGAGCGCCUCCCCACCCAAAGAACGAGGACUGGGACCCAGAGUACACCCCCAAGAGCAGGAAGUAUUACCUGCACGAUGACCGGGAGGGCGAAGGGGAGAAGAAGUGGCUGGACACGAGAGGCCGAAGCCGGGGCACAUUCAUCCGAGGCCGGGGUCGCUUCAUCUUCCGCAAAGCCACCGUGGGCAGCAGCAGCCCCAAGUGGACCCAUGACAAGUUCCAGGGCAGCGGCGAGGAGGGAGAGCUGAGGGACGAGGAGAGUGAGCAGGACCAUAAAGAGGAAGACAAGGCCAGCGGCCCCGGGGUCGAGCAAUAAAGCAUCGAAACGGCGCUUCACCCUUCCGGGAUAAAGCAGAAAUCUGACACGCAGAAGCAACCUCCAUAUCACAGUAACAGCUCUGUCCAGCCAGCCACUUUCAGCCAAAAACUCACACACUUUAAAUACUCGCUAGAGUAGGAUGACAGUUUUUAAAGUGGUUUUUACUUUUGGACUUUGAGGACUUGGGCGUUUUUCCCCAAUAUUUUUAUCAAAAGGAUGCUGUCUAGGAGUAAUUUCAUUCAUGUUUUUUUCCCUCCCCUUUUCACUUUUUAUUUGCUCAUUGUAAAAGCAUCAUCUGACAGUAGCGAUGAGGAAUAGGAAAGGGAACAGGAACUGAUUCCUGAAAUGAAAGAUAAAUGUGGCCCCAAAACAGCAGGACGUCAGGUUAUGGGGGAGGGACUCUGUUAUUCUGAGCACGAACUGUGUUUGUGCCUUAGAUGAUGACAAAUAACGAUCCAUGCAGUUAAAUCUGUUUGUUUUUUUUUUCUGAGGGCAGGUAUUUUUCCAGUAGGAGUUGAAGAUGGUGGGGUUGUGUUUGAUUGUUGGGCUGUCGACUAGCCUCGCCCAGCAUGACACAAAGACCUUCAACUGACCAUGGGACCAAUCUGCUGUGUGGGUCAAAGGUCACGUACAACAGACCAGCAUGCUUUCUCCCUGCCGUGGGCCGCGAUAUCCAUGAUGUACCGUCCAUCACAAGUGAAGAUGUCAAGCUGCCCUAACGGCAGCCCAUAAAUGCGGGGCUCUUCCUUGUGCUCGCUGCUGAGGUCGAAUUUUUUUUUUUUUUCUCUCUUUUAGGUUUUCAGAUCGAACUGUCUAGGUUUUGAUGGGUGUGUGUUCAGUGCAGAAGGGUUUGUGGAUGUUGUACUAGGUUUUUUUCUUUUCUUUUAUAUUUUUAUUCAUCUGUACUGGUUUUCAGAAUUUAGUCAUCUAAGAUGAAGAUUUAAGUUAGUGCCUCUUGGAUAUUAGAGAAAUCACUUCUGAAUAGACUAAAUGAAAUACUGAGAUUGUAGAAAAUAAAUUAUUGUGGCCUUUGUUAGGGGAAAAUUUAAAACAAAUGUGCUCUGUAGGUGUUCAGUACAAAAUUUAGGGUACAAGGUUUCUUUUUCAUUUGGAGCCAAAUUAUGUUUCUCCUGUGUUCUUUCCUUUCAGUUGAUGUACAUCAGCAGAGUCUUUCUGCAGUCUGACAUUUUGUGUCAUACGAUGUUUAAGGAAGGGGGAUACUAAUUCCUGUGUCAAUUCUGUAAUUCUAACAGUAUGUAUGAAGAAUUUUGCUUUCAUAAGGAACUACUGCAAAGACUGGUACUAUAGUGAUUUGUACAUCUUGUUCUGAAUUGCACUGCAUUUUAAUGUACAGGAUAUACUUUGACUGUGAUUAUUCAAUGUUGAGGCAAAGUUGAAACAUUUUUAAAUUGUUCCUGUAACUCUUGUAAUUUCCCAAAUUGUCAAUUAAACAAAAGGCUGGUGUA